UUUCAAGCGCCUGAAAAAUUGAGUAUGAGGCGAGCCAGAUAAACAAUUGUUUUAUUGCUAACAUUUCACUGAGACUGUUAUGUGCUAUAUAUGCAGUUGUUUCGCGUGGACAUUGGAUUUGAUACAAAGGAUAAUAACAUUCUGCUUGGCAUGUUUCCUGGCAUUCGCGGUAUGUUGCGGCAUCAUUCUAGCAAUCGCGGCGGGCAUUGCCUAUGGAUACAAUUACUCUAUGGCGGAAUUCCUCACAUUCACAAGAUCCGAUGUCGCAGUAUACAUGCGUCGCGGUCAAUUUCACGAUUCACCGGAUAUACCACCCAAAAGCCUAAGAGUUGGAGAUGAAGAAAAUUUAGCAUUCUCCACAAUAACUGACUAUGAAGAAAAACAGUCUCCGAGCCCUGAUUUUAAUGUUUUCUCUGAAAUGGCGUCGGUGAAAGAUCAGGACGCCAGAAAAUACGCGGAGCAACUCACAAAAUACACCAGCAAGUCUAACGUAUGGUCUACUCAUGCGUCAGAGAUACCAGCAACACCAAUAGACUAUCAAAAGCCGUAUUCUACACAUAUUUUAACUCGCAUUUCUAUCACACCGAACCCUCGAUUUUCGACAACUGUGUUAAGAAGCGGGAAUUCUGAAAUAGUUAUGCGCAAUUUUGAACCGAUUGACAUCGCCGUAAAGUCUACUAUUAAAACCACUGAAGACUACUUUUAUAGAGCACCUGAUUUUGAUGAAAAGAAGAAAUUGAAUUCAAUAACGACGACAUUGGAGAUUCCUGAUAUAAAUGUCCGUUUCGAGAAUAGUUCAGGAAGGAAAACCAUACCGAUGCGCCACUGGGGAAACGACGCUAAACCUAUCGUUGAAGAUUACCCUAAAGAUAUAGACGAGGACGCUGUUGUCUACAGGCCCUGAGCCCUCAAUACUGAUUUAAGUGAUUAACAGACAUGUGCCAUUCAAAUUCACAUUUAAUACUAAAGAUAUAGAAUAACAUU
Achroia grisella is the source of this 984-nucleotide messenger RNA. RefSeq lists its product as uncharacterized. Lineage: Eukaryota; Metazoa; Arthropoda; Insecta; Lepidoptera; Pyralidae. The record is from RefSeq and is a predicted model, not a curated record. The transcript is spliced from 6 exons. Bases 80 to 904 code for a protein of 274 amino acids.